Drosophila novamexicana is the source of this 3206-nucleotide messenger RNA. Its product is annotated as PHD finger protein 14. Lineage: Eukaryota; Metazoa; Arthropoda; Insecta; Diptera; Drosophilidae. Gene Ontology annotation, biological process: regulation of transcription by RNA polymerase II. The transcript has 2 exons. The coding region runs from base 31 to 2979 and encodes 982 amino acids. The record is from RefSeq and is a predicted model, not a curated record.
UUGCGAGAAAAAUCACAAAUUUAUAAUUAAAUGGCGCCAUUUAAACGGGUACGCCAACCAAAAAUAACAACACAGGCGUUGCUUGAUUUCGAUUUGGGCGAAAGUUCAUCGGACAGCGAUUUUCUGCCCGACAUUGACAACUGUUCGGAUGGAUCAAAGGACGAAAGCGACGGCGACGGCGACAGCAGCGACGCCAGCAGCAGCAGCAGCGACAGCAGCGAUAGCGAUGCAAAUGCAAAUUCCGGCGAUGAAAGCGAAGAUUCGACGCUGCAGCUGCGUCAGCUGCUAGCUGAGAAUAAUGCACAGCAGGAGGCCGCCGCAGCAGUAGUUGCCGCCGCACCCGUUGCCCCCGCCCCACGUGUGAAUGGUUUCAACAUCGAGCCGGUAGCGCCGCCAAAGCGGAUGUGCUGCGUGUGCCUGGGCGAGCGCAGCGACGAUGUGAACGAGAUUGUCGAAUGCGAUGCCUGUGGCGUCUCCGUGCACGAGGGCUGCUACGGUGUCAGCGACAAUGUUAGCAUCUCCAGUACAAACUCUACCUGCUCCACGGAGCCCUGGUUCUGUGAGGCAUGCCGUGCGGGUGUCUCGGAGCCGGACUGUGAGCUCUGCCCGAACAAGGGCGGCAUUUACAAGGAGACAGAUGUGGGCAAAUGGGUGCACCUGAUAUGCGCACUGUAUGUGCCGGGCGUGGCAUUUGGCGAGGUGGAACAGCUCAGCUCGGUGACGCUCUUCGAGAUGCAGUACAGCAAAUGGGGCGCCAAGCUGUGCUCCCUGUGCGACAAUGCGCUCUUUGCGCGAACGGGUGUCUGCAUUGGCUGCGAUGCGGGCAUGUGCAAGACGUAUUUCCAUGUGACGUGCGCACAGGUCGCCGGCUAUCUGAUUGAGGCACAUCAUGAGGAUGAUGCAGCGGAUCCGUUUUAUGCCCACUGCAAGGUGCACUCGGAAAAGGAGAUGAUUAAGAAACGUCGUCGCAACUAUCAUACGCUGCGGCUAAACAUGCUGCAGCAGGCCAAGCAGCGGGCGCUGCUCCAGCAGCAGCUGAUCGAGGCUAAUCCCAAUCCAGCCCAGGCGCGCAUACAACGCAAGCUCCUGAAGAUUCAGCACAAAUACGCGCAGCACAAACAGCUCAAGCCAACGCCGUGGGUGCCCACGCAAAAGAUGUCACGUCUGCUGACCAGUUCCGCCUCCGCUUGCCGGCGUCUGCUGGCCAAGGCGGAGUUCAUGGCCGUGGAUGUGCAGCAUCUGGAGCAGCGCGAGGCGAACAUUCAGGCCUUGCAGGACAUACGCAAAAAAUGGCAUAUAGCGCCCGCAUUUAGCGUUGAAUUCACAGCCUACUAUAUGGAUCGCAUAGUGCGCAUGUCGGAGUUCAAGCAGCAGCAACAGCAGCUCCUGCAGCACAAUUCCGCGCUUAGCCAGGCGCAGGAUGUGCUGCGCGCCAAAUAUGACAGCGCGCUGGAGGAACGCAAACAUGUUAAAGCCCAGCGCGAUGCACUGAUCGCGUCUAUCAAAGCGCUGCACAACAGCCUGGCGCAGCUGUCGCCUGGCCUCAGCGCUGGCCUGCCCCAUGUGGAGCUGAUUGCACGCCCGCUGCCGGAGCAGCUGCCCAAAUUGGCGACGACGCCGCCAACGCCGACGCAACGGCCCAUUUCGGUGCCGACAGCGGCAGCGCUUAAAAUGGGCGUUGGCUUUCCGCUCGCCCAUCUGGGCAACAAGCUGGACAACUCCCGUCAGCUGAGCACCCAGCAAUCCCAGCUGCAUACCAGCAAGGCGGCGACAAUUGUGCCCGCCGUCAGCUGCGGCAUAUGCAAGCGCAACAACGAUCAGCAUCUGCUGGUCAAGUGCGACACCUGCAAUCUGCAUUAUCAUUUGGGUUGCUUGAAUCCGCCGCUGACGCGUCCGCCCAAGAAAUCGAAACAGUAUGGCUGGCAGUGCUCCGAGUGCUGUGACAAGUCGGAUGUAUCCGAUGCGGUCACCGAAAUCUCACCGGGUCCGCGCAAAUCGCGCACGCGCUUCAACAAGGACGGGCAUUUGGUCUAUGUCGAACGCUACUCGCUGGACGAUUUGCCCAAGGAGACGCCACAGCAGCUGAAGCGUGCGCUCAACAAAACGCUGCCCGCUGCUCUCGACGCUGGCGAGGAUCUGGCCAAGUCGCCGAAGCGCAGCAAGCUGCAGUCGCCGCGCAAGACGCCCGUGAAUGUGCAAGCCGCAGUGGCCCACAUGGAGCUGACGUUGCCACAAGCAGUCGCCACCGUUGCGCAUUUGUCCGGCUGCGAGGACUCCAUCGACGACUCCAGUGGCAAGCAGUCGUCGCGCAAGGGCAAGCGCAAGGAUAAGCACAAAAACAAGCACAAUUUGUCAUCGGAUACGGAAAAGUCCUUCAACAAGGAACACAAGCGCAAGCGCAAAAAGCGCGCACAUGCCGAUGAGAGCAGCGCCUUGGACAAUGCCAACUCCGGGCGACCCAUUAAGAUUAUCUUCAAGACGCUGCGUUUGCCCGGCGAAGAUGCGCCCGAAUCGCGCAGUUUUUAUGUGCCCGCCAAUGCGGUGCGCUCCGUGGACGAAGCGUCCCGACCCACCUCCGUGGAGACUGUCGAGGAUGUCAUACAGCCGGAGCAGCCCGCCACCACGCCCAUUGUCCUGGUGUCCACAGUAAUAACGCCACAUGCUGCCAUAAGUACGCCACAAAAGGCCAAGGAGACGGCAUCGCCACAGCGCAAGGUUAGCCCACGGAAGUCGACGGCGCGCAAACAGCGUGUGGGCAGGCCACGCGUCUCCAAUCCCAAGGUUAAUGUGGAAAUCAAUUGUUGUGUCUGCACACAAACCGGCAAGGCCAAUCAGGUUGUGACCUGUGAUGAGUGCCAUAAGCACUAUCACUUCGCGUGCCUCGAGCCGCCGCUCAAGAAAUCGCCCAAAAUACGCGGCUACUCCUGGCACUGUGCCGACUGUGAUCCCACGGACGAGGAGGCACUGCCAAAAAAAUAGUUCUUACCAAUUAACUAAUUAGUUUUCUACGUAUACAAAUAUUAUUUAUGAUUAGGUUUUUCCACACAGCCCAAGUAUUUACGAUUUUUAAAUGUCACUACUUUGUAAGCUAGAAAUUGAAUGGUCGGAACGAUAAUGUCUAGCCAGAAUUGUAACUAUAUAUAUUCAUAUUCAUUAUCAUAAUUCUUUGACUGCCCCACACUAUGCCUAUUGACUAUCAUAAUAAA